Molecule: messenger RNA, 2122 nt
Organism: Pectinophora gossypiella (pink bollworm)
Lineage: Eukaryota; Metazoa; Arthropoda; Insecta; Lepidoptera; Gelechiidae
Product: myb-related transcription factor, partner of profilin-like
Exons: 4
Coding region: 889-1794 (301 amino acids)
Source: RefSeq, a predicted model, not a curated record
AUAUUUUCUUUUUCAUUUUUUAGCUCGUGGUAUGAUCCAUGGGUAAUCUAACUAAAAAAUUGUAAUUAAAAAAAAUUUGAACCCGACUUCAAAACUUUUUAAAUUACAAUUUAGUUUUUGACCGGUAUAUACGUAUGUAUCUAUGUAUGUAUAAGUAAAACAAUGUAAAAUCACAUUAAGUCAACCUUUAUUUUCGUAAUUUUGACAUAAUUUUGUCACUAAUUAAGUACUUACUAAUCACAUUUUUAAAAAUUAGGUAAAUCUUUUUCAGUAUCAGUCAAGACUGGUGUGUUCACCUCUGUGGCAAUCCUUUCUGUAGUUAUAAUUCUCAUAAUAGGUAAAAGUGGCCGUUUUUAGCAAUUAUGAGAAUUGUAACUGUAAUUGUAACUUUAGGGACUUACAGAUUAUUUUAAAAAAUAACACAUAUACAAACACAGAAUCUCUCGAGAGUACAUUUUUAAUUUUCUCUAUAAAUAUUGAAAUAUGAUUUUUUAUUCAUUGGUGGCGCUAGUUUCGUUCAUGUAGACCCUUAGGCCCGUAUUAAUAGAUCGAUCUCAAACGUCAUCUUAAGUGCGUCUCAGCUGAGAUUGACUUGAGACGUGAGCAACGUCUUAAGUCUGUCACUAAUUAAUAAACAUGACUUAAGCUCAACUCAGCUGAGAUUGAUCUCAAGUAGCAGUUGGAGACGAACUCAUGUUUUUUUUUUAAUUUCUUGGCUUAGUUACCAAACUUUCAAGUCCAUUUCAAUGAGUUGCGCGUGAAUAGAUGACUUUUUUGUUAUUAUUUUUAACCAACAAAACGCAGAUGUAAGUUACCUACGGAAGCUAAACGCAACUGUCAUUAUUUGACAGGCCAGACCGAUUUGUUUGAAUAUUUGAAUUUUGUAAAAUGGAUAAGCGCCAGAAAUUUACUUUUUCCACUGCCGAAAAACAAUUAUUAUUAUCAAUAUUAAAAAAACAUAGCCAUAUAAUAGAAAAUAAGCAGACGGACGGGGCCACACUUCGUAUAAAAAAUGAGUCGUGGAACUCCGUAACCCGGGAAUUCAAUGCAAGCCCGCUUACUACGCAACACGUCAAGCAUCAGCAACUCCGCAAGCUGUGGCAAAACCUCAAGCAGCGUCAAAGGGAUGCCUUGACCAAAGAAAGGCAACAUCGGUUCGCCACAGGAGGAGGUCCUGCCACAGAGGACGCUGACAUCGACCCCGAUAUCAGCCAAAUUACAUCGGCAUUAAUUGUUGGUCUGGAUGAUGUAAUCGACAGUGACACCCUAGAAUUAGAGUAUUCAACACAGCUUGAUUUAACGGACUCCGACCCAGACAAGACCCAGACCCAGACAACCAAAAUCCGACCACCGACUCCACCGCAUCCACCCCAGACACCGACUCCAUCACAAUCACUCCAGACACCAACACUACCAGAAUCACUCCAUAUACCGACUCCAUCACAAUCACUCCAGACACCAACACUACCAGAAUCACUCCAUACACCGACUCCAUCACAAUCACUCCAGACACCAACACUACCAGAAUCACUCCAUACACAGACUCCAUCACAAUCACUCCAGACACCGACUCCACCACAAGUAUCACAACCGCUCCAGGCUCCAAACAGAUCUUCUGCUACCAUUCGUGGAUCAAUAGACGUUCUGCGUAUGGAGUUUGAAGACAGACGAAGACGGAGUAAUGAGUUACAUGAGAUGCAGAAAGCACUGCUGGCGGAGCAAAUUAGGGAAGCUCGAGCCAAAGCCGAGUUGGCUGAAUUUAUUUUAAAAAAACAGAAAUCAGGUGACAUUUGAGAUCGAAAAAAUUCAAAAAUUCCUAGCUGUAAAUAAGAAGCUGAAGUUGUUGAUUUUUUUAAUAAUAAGUAUUUUUCAAUAAUUUUCUUUUCAAUGUAUCAUUUUUUCUUAUUAUUUUAUGUAUAUUUGUACGCCUGCAUGCAGGCCGAACACAUCACAGCAUUGUUAUUUGAAUUAUUUUGCCACCUUUUUUGUAUUCUGUGUUCUCGCAAAUAAAUUGAUUUGAUUUGAAGUUGUUGGGAGGAGGCCUGUGCCCAGCAGUGGGACGUAUAUAGGCUAUUUAUGUUAAGUAUGUAAAUAAGAAUUAAAGUAUACAUUUCUCAAUAAA